UAACGUAUGCAUAACAGAUUGAUGUCAAAUUCAUCUAGUAUUUUCCUACGCUACAACGAAAAGGAAUUUUUGGAUUGCUUUUUUCCCUUUUUUAUUUUUAAGGUCGAAUUGACUUUUCGUCGGGCAGGAUAUGUGGUGAUUUACGCCUUCGUCGAUCCAAUGUUGUUAUAGAUCAGUAUCGAUGAUGCAUUGGGCCGUAGUGACCUUCGCAGUGAUUAUUGCUGUUAUAGAAAUCACAGAAGCCAAGCCCUACGUUAGGAACAGACAAUAUACUGAAAAUCCUGGAAAAGGGGCUUGUGCAAAUAAUCGGUAUAGAUGUGAAGGAGGGAAUAAGUGCAUACCGUUAAAAUGGAUCUGUGAUGGAGUUCAUGACUGUGACGAUAAACUCGAUGAGCGGAAUUGCUUAACAGGAAACGAAACCAGCAUUCCUUCCUACAUUCAUGCCAAGGAAAUCAGUGAAGCUCAAGACAUCAUAGACGGCACCAGGAGAUCCGGAAUCAGUGGCUGCCCGAGAAAUACUUACUCAUGUGACGAAGGUCAAAAAUGUCUCCUUAUGAGUUCGUUGUGUGAUGACAUGAGCGAUUGCCACGAUGGCACAGAUGAGAAAAACUGUCCUCUAAAACCAGCAUGUGAGUCAAAUAAGUUAUCCUGCGACGAGGGAGAGAAAUGCCUACCGCUGACCUGGGUGUGUGACAACAUCAGCGAUUGCAAUGACAACAAGGAUGAGCAUAACUGUCCAAACAAGAGGACUGGAAAAUCUCUAGCGCAUGCUGCUGAGGAAGCAGCAAUGACCGCUGCCCAGGAAGCAAAACGAGCCGCAGCUGCAGCUGAAGACAUGAUGCUGCUGGCUCGAAGAGCCGCUGAAAAAGCCAGUCGCGCCUUAAAAAUUGCGGAAGAUUAUGGAGCAAAAAAGUCAUGAGAAUGUGAACUGACAUUAACUCCAUUUAAGAAAGUUCAUAGAACUUUUGUGGGCGGGGAAGCAUAACGUCUGUCAUCUUAUGCACAAUGUAAAAUAUAACGAACUCACUAUAUAUCAGUGGAGAGA
This is a messenger RNA of Pocillopora verrucosa, 1045 nucleotides long. RefSeq names its product LDL receptor repeat-containing protein egg-1. The record is from RefSeq and is a predicted model, not a curated record. Gene Ontology annotation, cellular component: plasma membrane. Gene Ontology annotation, molecular function: protein binding. Lineage: Eukaryota; Metazoa; Cnidaria; Anthozoa; Scleractinia; Pocilloporidae.